AUGUCUGGUUGGGCUAGAGAUAGCACAUAUAGACUUGCUAGGACUGAAUCAUCAACCUCAUCAUCGAGUGCAUCAUCUGUUUCUCUUAAUUCAGCAUUUGAAUCAUCAUUUGACACUCAUAGUAACAUGGCUGAAGAAGAAGAGCAUCAUGAUAGGGAAAUGUUAGAGUCUUUAGAGCUUAAGAAAGUGAAUGAAAUGCAUGUUUUGCCAUCAAUUGAAAAAUGCAACAUAUGUGAAGAUCCAGGGCAUGUGACUAAUGCAUGCCCAACAAUUCCUGCUUUUAAAGAAGUGUUACUUGAUCAAUCCAACCUUGUGCAUAUGAUCUUUAAAAAAUUUUCUAGACCUUACUCUAAUACUUACAAUGCAGGUUGGAGAAAUUAUCCAAAUUUCAGCAGGAAGAAUGAACAACCUGGGCCAUCUACACAAGGACAAAGUCAAUAUACCCCAUAUGGAGUAGCUGGCCAAGGGUCGGGACCCUCUUACUUUGCAAAUCAGCCCUCUCCAAUGCAGAAAAAGGGAGUGGAAGAUUCCAUUCAGCAACUAACUGUUACCCUACAACAGUUUAUGCAAAAUCAAGCCACAGUCAACAACCAGAACGCUCAAGCCAUCAAUGACAUCAAAGGGACCCUUACUAGAGUAACCACUACUCAAAGUAACCAAGAGAAAGGCAAAUUUCCCGCUCAAACCCAACCCAAUCCACAAGUGCAAAGUCAAUCAUCUCAGAAUAAUGGUGAAGGGGCCAAUGUGAAAUCAGUGAAAGCUAUUACAACUUUGAGGAAUGGUAAGGUCGUGGAUAUCUCUGUCCAUAGUACAAGAAAAUCAGGUAAAGAAGCUAACCCUCAUCUAGUUAAUGGUGAGCCAAGCACUUCAGAUUCAAAUAAUGAUGCAUGUCUCAUUCCUGCACCUUUUCCACAUCGUUUGCUUUCUUUGCAUAAAGAAAAACAGCAUGCUAAAAUCUUAGAAAUUUUUAAGCAGGUUAGGAUUAACAUUCCACUUCUUGAUACUAUUAAACAAAUUUCUGCUUAUGCUAAAUUUCUGAAAGACUUAUGCACUGUGAAAUGCAAAUUAUAUGUGCAAAAAAAGGCUUUUCUCAUUGAGCAAGUUAGUGUCAUUAUUCAAAACCACACACCACCUAAGUACGAGGAUCCUGGUUCACCUACCAUUUCAUGUGUCAUUGGAAAUUCUAAGAUUGGUCAGGCCUUGCUAGACUUAGGUUCGGGGGUUAAUUUGCUACCUUAUAGUAUGUAUGAACAAUUGGGGUUAAGGGAAUUAAAAGCCACUUCAAUCAUUUUGCAGCUUGCCGAUAGAUCCAUAAAAAUUCCUAAGGGUAUUGUUGAGGAUGUCUUGGUCCAAGUAGAUAAAUUUUAUUACCCUGUGGAUUUUGUGAUAUUGGACAUGAAGCAAUCUCAAGAACUUGAAGACAUUGAAGAAGUCAAUGCAUUGGAAUCCUUACUUGUUGAAAAUUCUUUGUUAAAUUACAAUUGUGAUAAACUUUGGGAGGAUUAG
This is a messenger RNA of Carya illinoinensis, 1506 nucleotides long. RefSeq lists its product as uncharacterized. Lineage: Eukaryota; Viridiplantae; Streptophyta; Magnoliopsida; Fagales; Juglandaceae. The transcript is spliced from 3 exons. The record is from RefSeq and is a predicted model, not a curated record. The coding region runs from base 1 to 1506 and encodes 501 amino acids.